AUGUUGUACAUUCAUAAAGAUACAGUUUCAGCUUACCUCGCUGCGGACAUGCCUGAGAUCUCUCGCUCCUCUGAUUCUAAUGGCGUCGGCGAGGAGAGCGCCGGAAGCGGCGCCGGCGAGGACUCUCCGACGAGCAAGAAGCCGAGAUCCGACGUUAGGUUUCCGUUAUCUAGGUGGGAGCUCGCUGCUGCCAUCUCCGUCUUCGUCAUCUUUGCCGUUGGACUUUUCUGCAUAUUUCUCACUAUGCCUGAGGCUGAGUACGAUCGGAUCCUUCGAUUGCCGAGGAAUUUGGCGGAUCUGCGAAUUCUCAAAGAUAAUAUAGCAGUGUAUGCAAGUGAUUACCAAGCCCAAUUUAUGCUGGGCUACUGUGCAACAUACAUCUUCAUGCAGACAUUUAUGAUUCCUGGAACAAUAUUUAUGUCAUUGCUAGCUGGAGCUCUUUUUGGAGUUGUUAAAGGUGUCAUUUUGGUUGUUUUUACUGCCACUUCUGGUGCAUCAUCCUGCUACUUCCUUUCUAAGCUGAUUGGUAGGCCUUUGGUUAACUGGUUAUGGCCUGAAAAGCUGAGAUUUUUCCAGGCAGAGAUAGCGAAGCGGAGAGAAAAGCUGUUGAAUUAUAUGCUUUUCUUGAGGAUAACUCCAACAUUGCCCAAUACGUUUAUAAAUGUAGCAUCGCCAAUAGUUGAUAUACCUUUUCAUAUUUUCUUUCUUGCGACAAUGGUUGGUCUUAUUCCGGCAUCUUAUAUCACAGUCAGAGCUGGUCUUGCUCUUGGGGAUCUAAAAUCAGUCCGAGAUCUAUACGACUUCAAGACCUUGGUGGUUUUAUUCAUGAUUGGAUUCAUAUCUAUAGUCCCGACUAUCUUAAAACGAAAGCGGGCAUAUAAUGAGGAUUAGCUGCUGCUUUAUUCACGAUGAGUUGCUUACAUACACAACUGAUGGAAAAGAAACCUUGGCGGUUUUAAAGUAAUGUUAUGCCUGUCUUGUUUAGAAAUUCAAAUAUCUUCCAGAUAUCCUAGUUUUGUUUGAUUUGAUUCUCCGUUUUAUUUGGAGAGGUAGCUUAGAGGCUGCAGUGUAGAACUAGUCCUUUCGAAUAUGUGUAUUUAAAUCAUAAUAUAGCAUCUAAGAUCCUGAUGUAUUUGCCUUUUGUUGAAGAGAAAUGAAAUACAGAUUUAUGUCUUUA
Molecule: messenger RNA, 1177 nt
Organism: Asparagus officinalis (garden asparagus)
Lineage: Eukaryota; Viridiplantae; Streptophyta; Magnoliopsida; Asparagales; Asparagaceae
Exons: 5
Coding region: 1-891 (296 amino acids)
Cellular component (GO): endoplasmic reticulum
Source: RefSeq, a predicted model, not a curated record